GCAAAUAAAGUCUGUUAAAGGUUUGGCUGUUUAUGGUCACAAUGUAGAAGAUGAAGAAAGAAGAAAGAAGAUGAAGGCCUUCAUCUUCUUUCUUCUCCUGGGAAUACAGGGGGCAGCAGCAGUGACCCACUCGCUGAAGUAUUUCCUUACUGGAUCCUCUCAAGUCCCAAACUUCCCAGAGUUUGUGGUUGUUGGGAUGGUUGAUGAUGUUCAGAUUGAUUAUUAUGACAGCAACACGGAGAAAGCUGAGCCCAAACAGGACUGGAUUGCCGAGAACACAGAUCAGCAGUACUGGGAGAGAGAGACUGCAAACUGUUGGGGUUCCCAGCAGUCUUUCAAAGCCAACAUUGACACUGCAAAGCAGCGCUUCAACCAAACUGGAGGUGUUCACAUUGUCCAGCGGAUGUACGGCUGUGAAUGGGAUGAUGAAACAGGUGAAGUGAAUGGAUAUCGCCAAGACGGUUAUGAUGGAGAGGACUUCAUAAGCUUUGACCUGAAGACAGAGACGUGGGUCGCUCCAAAACAACAGGCUGUCAUCACAAAGACGAAGUGGGACAGUAACAAAGCUACAAUCACACAGUAUAAGAACUACCUCACCCAGAUUUGUCCUGAGUGGCUGAAGAAGUAUGUGAACUAUGGGAGGAGCUCUCUGAUGAAAACAGUUCGUCCCUCAGUGUCUCUCCUCCAGAAGUCUUCCUCCUCCUCAGUCACCUGCCACGCUACAGGUUUCUAUCCUGACAGAGUCGAGAUGGUCUGGAAAAAAGAUGGAGUGGAGCUUCAUGAGGGUGUGGACAAAGGAGAGAUUCUCACCAACAAUGACGGGACCUUCCAGAUGAGUGUUGACCUGGAUGUCUCAUCAGUCAAACCUGAAGACUGGCACAGAUACAGAUGUGUGUUUCAGCUCUCUGGUGUGAACGAGGACAUCGUCACCAGACUGGACAAAUCAGAGAUCAAGACCAAUGAAGGAAAUUCCUUCUCCCUGAUCAUCCCUGUUGUUGUUGCUGUGGUUGUUCUUGCUGUCAUCGCUGUGAUCGCAUUCAUUAUUUACAAAAAGAAGACAGACAGACGUCCCCCAUCUCCUGUAGAGAACCGUGAAGUCCAGGAGCAAAUGCUUCCUCAAGCCUAAACCACAAACAGCUCUGCACACAAGAACCUGAGAGAAGACGUGUCAGCUCGUUCUUCUCCAUAAACUGGAAUUCAUUGAAUUUGUUGACUGUUCACAUCAUAAAAUCUGUUAAAAAGAUCUAAAAUCUAAAAUAUAGUUGCAGAUGCUUAUUAGUCAAGAUUUAAUGGAAAGGAGUUUGAAAAUGAGUUGGCAAACAUUACAUCAUUAACAUAUACAUCAUUAAAUUAUUCUGAAUAUGUUGUUUUCAGUUUAAAAAAAAAGGCGAUUUAAAUGAAAAGAUCUAAUUCUGUUUAAAUGUUUCGGUAUUAGUAUCAAUAUUAUGACAGAGAUCUUGAUAACCAUUUUCUCGGUAAAGAGCUAUUAUUUUUUACAAUAGCGGAUUUAUUUUGCUUUCUUAUUACAUACGCAAUAAAAUAAAAACCUUUAAGAUUAUCCGAUAUUCUGACCACCCUGCCUGUAACCUAGCAUUGGGAUUUAAGAUUAUCUGAUUAUCCUACUGCUUGUAACUUAGCAAAGUAUCGAUGCAAAGAAUUUCAUACACGCCAUCGACUCUUGUACGUGUAAAAUAACACUGAGUUAAAAAAAAAAAAAAAAAA
Molecule: messenger RNA, 1722 nt
Organism: Oreochromis aureus
Lineage: Eukaryota; Metazoa; Chordata; Actinopteri; Cichliformes; Cichlidae
Product: class I histocompatibility antigen, F10 alpha chain-like
Exons: 8
Coding region: 71-1126 (351 amino acids)
Biological process (GO): immune response
Cellular component (GO): external side of plasma membrane
Source: RefSeq, a predicted model, not a curated record